Molecule: messenger RNA, 2813 nt
Organism: Leptidea sinapis
Lineage: Eukaryota; Metazoa; Arthropoda; Insecta; Lepidoptera; Pieridae
Product: toll-like receptor 6
Exons: 3
Coding region: 238-2472 (744 amino acids)
Cellular component (GO): extracellular matrix
Molecular function (GO): protein binding
Source: RefSeq, a predicted model, not a curated record
GUUUGUGACAAAGAUCUGUCAUGUCAUCGGUUGGCGAAUAGUAUCUUUGUGAUUUAUUGUUUUGAAACAUAUUUGGUGUGUUAAAGUUAUUUCUAUAUAGUUAUAAAACUUAACGAUAUGGUUGGGUGUAUUGUGCAUUGCUGAAAAAGCCGUAGUUAAUACAAAAAAUCCAGGAAUUCGGUUCCACGCGUAAGUACGAUGGGCGAACAGAUAUUUUGAGCAUUACUCGUCAUCAAAAUGGCUCGACUUUUCAAUGCAGUUAUCUUUCUGAUGGUAGUUACUCUUUGCUAUGGCUUCAACGGCGACAGCUUCGAGUUGGAAUGCCCAGAUGAAUGCGACUGCCACUACUUCAGAAUCAACUGGGUGACUGAUUGUUCCGAGAGUAACCUGACCGAAGUGCCGUACGAUGAGCUCAGCUUGAGCGUGUAUGUCCUGGACUUGAAUGGAAACAACAUAACAAGCCUUGGGCCGUUCCCUCACGACAUCAAAAUGAGAAGAUUGCAAAUUGCGAAUAAUAGGCUCUCGAGAGUUGAGCGGGAGUCGUUUAAAGGUCUGGAAUACCUAAUCGAUGUCGACCUGUCUGGGAAUCAGAUAACGUUUGUUGAUCCUGAAGCUUUCCUAGAUUCUCGCGGUCUUCUACACGUGGAAUUGCAAGACAACCCUCUGAACAUUACUGAAGGACCAUUCUUGAUGUCAGGGACAUUGCAAUACUUGGACGUAAGCAAUUGCAAUAUUUCAAAAAUCAAUGGACAGUUUUUCGAUAACAUCACCUCGCUUACAACUCUAGACCUCUCAAACAAUCCAUUAUAUAACUUAGAUGAUGGAGUAUUUGAUGUACUAACUAGCCUUAAAUCAUUGAACCUCAAUGACUGUCACCUCAAAUCCCUUUCCGAAGACAUUUUUUCAGCCUUAGUAAACUUAAAAUAUUUGGAACUAGCUGGCAAUCAUUUAACAGAAACUAACUGGCCAGAAGUGUUGGGUAAACUUGGAAGAUUAGAGUAUUUGAAUCUACGAAAGUCUGGAAUUACGUCUCUUUCAGAAGAUUCCUUCUCCAAUUGCACUAAUCUUGUGUCACUGAUACUCGCCGAUAAUGAAUUACGUGACCUGGACGUCGCAGCCACGUUAGGCAACAGCGUAAACCACUUAGAACUACUCGAUCUUUCCAACUGUCACAUUAAGGGACCUAUUUCAGGUGAAGCGUUUGCAAAUGCCACCAGAUUAAAAUCUCUGUAUUUGUCGGGAAAUCCUCUAUUUGCACCGGAUUUACAAGAAGCUCUCGCACCUCUACCAAAGUUAGAGAAACUCUUCCUCAGCAAAUGUGGCUUAAGGAAUCUGCCUGACAACUUCAACGUUUUCGAAAAUCUUCUUGAAUUAGACAUUUCCCACAAUCCAUUAGUAAACGUAUUUACGCGUCUUCUGGCGCCGCUGGGGAAAUUGGAGUACCUAAAUAUGGGCUACAGUAACUUAUCAUUUAUUGGCCCAGAGACAUUUUCUCAUAUGACUGCAAUGAAACAUUUAGUUCUUUCGGGUAAUGAUUUACUGUCACUAGAAGCUGGUCUGUUUGGUAAUCUUACGCAACUAACUACACUCGAAUUAGAAUUUUGUGGCCUCAAAAGAGCUCUUAAUGCAAAUGCAUUCUUUAAAAAUUUAACGUAUAUGGAUCUGCGAAAAAUCAAGCUAGGGGGGAACCCACUCUUUAUUCCACCUUCUGGUCCAUUAUUCCCAAAACAGCUUUCACAAGUUGUUGUUCUCGAUCUAAGCAAUUGUAACAUAUCGGAAUUAAAUCCUGAUGCUUUUAAAAACAAUGAAAACAUUACUGACUUAAACUUGGCAGGGAAUAAACUUAAAUCUGAGGAUGGUAGCUUAGCGUUCUUAGAGAUAUUAAAUCAUUUAGAGAACAUCAAUCUAAGCAAUAAUAACUUGACGACUAUUGAUCCACAAUUAUUCGUUAACAACCCCAAAUUGCAUCAACUAAACCUAAUUGGUAAUCCGUUUACAUGCGAUUGCAAGAUUGCAGAAAUGUGGGAUUGGGCGAAUAUGAUCAAGGGUGACUUAAAUGUUCUGGUUGGAGCAAAGAGUGCAGAGAGGGACAUAAUCGUCAAAGGAAACAAAAAGAAGAAGAACCUGCAUUGCAGAUACAGUGAAAUCCGUAAUAUAACUAUAACUGCAAAUAAAAGCGUUCCAGGUAGAAGACCGUUUACUAAGCCAAGGGAGAUAUCAUACGCGAACAGGACUUGGGCCAAAUAUGUUCGAGAAUCAGGAUGUGAGCCAGUUGUUAAAAUUCUCAGACCCGUCGCCUUAGUUCGUAACAAAUUUGGUGAGAGAAACGAAUAUUACUUCUCCAUGUCUGCUCUUAUCUUGUGUGCCAUUGCUUUCACCUUGGGUGCUGCUACAGUUGUUAUGACAUGGAGAUUUUUCCAGAGGAAGAACUUGUCAAAUUUUGAUGCCGUGACACAUAUAAAACAAAGAUAAAUGUGGAUAAGGGUCACCUAAGUAUAUAGUAGGUAAUUUAUUUUGUAAACUAACAAGUAGAAACUCUCUCAAAGAAUUUGUAUUUUUAUAUUUUCAUCAUUGUUACUAUUUUAUCAGUUGUGAACAAGUCUCUAAUUGAAAUAGGUAUUAUAAAACAUUGUAGACUGUAUUAAGAAAUAUAUAAACUAGUCAAGCCGUAUCGGUAGCCACUAGUGGGAUUUAUAGUUACUAGAAGUAUAGUAUUUGAAAUAUUUUUUAUAUUAUAAGAUAAUUAUAUGUACGUACCUAUUCAAGGGCUUCGUCAGUAUUGGUUAAAAUAAAGAGCAUUGUUUCUUAUAAAA